This is a messenger RNA of Clarias gariepinus (North African catfish), 5343 nucleotides long. It is a transcript of the gene ripk2, whose product is annotated as receptor-interacting serine-threonine kinase 2. The record is from RefSeq and is a predicted model, not a curated record. The transcript has 11 exons. NCBI's taxonomy places the organism in Eukaryota, Metazoa, Chordata, Actinopteri, Siluriformes, Clariidae. Gene Ontology annotation, biological process: innate immune response; protein phosphorylation; positive regulation of apoptotic process. Bases 459 to 2186 code for a protein of 575 amino acids. Gene Ontology annotation, molecular function: ATP binding; JUN kinase kinase kinase activity. Gene Ontology annotation, cellular component: cytoplasm.
AGCCAAUCACCAGUCAGGGGGUGGGGCUUUCCAGAAUAUGGGUAGGGGAAAUAAUAACACUAAUAGCGCAGCAGUGCGUUGAGAUUUGUGAGGUUUCUGUGGCGUGAGUGCGAAUCUGCGAAAAAAGAAAAUCCGCCCGCCUUGAAGAGGAUUACUUUCACGUUGGUGUGUGUGUGUGUGGACAGGAGUGUGAUCCGGCGUGUAGACGAGUUAUUUUCUAGCGGAUUGUGUAGAUCCAGUGUUGCGGGGUUUUUAUUCGGGGAACGAGGAGGAGGAGGAGGAGGGUGAUGGUGGGAGCGGCGGAGGAGGAAGAACAAUAAUAAGAAUAAGAUUAAUAAGAAUAAGCAGACGAAGUGCCGGUGAAGUCCUGAUCUCCGUUCCCGUCCCCGCUGUCGGAGUGACUCAGUGUUUCUCUGGCUGCCGGAAUGCCGCGGUGUGUGUGAGCCCCGAGCGUCAGCAUGGAGCAGGCUGGCUGUGUGAACCUGUGCAGUCUGACCAGCACGCUGCCGGUGAUCCCGUACCGCAAACUCACCGACCUGCACUACAUCAGCAAGGGCGGCUUCGGCACCGUCUUCCGCGCGCAGCACAGCGACUGGCGCACCACCGUCGCCAUUAAGUGCUUAAAGCUGGACUCUCCGGUCGGGGAAAGGGAAAGGAAUUGCUUACUGAAAGAGGCCGAGGUGCUUCACAAAGCCAGGUUCAACCACAUCAUCCAGAUCUUUGGUGUGUGCAACGAGCCCGAGUUCUUCUGCAUCAUCACCGAGUUCAUGACCAAUGGCUCCCUGGAUGAGCUCCUCCACGAGAAGAACACAUAUCCGGUGUUGGCCUGGCCGAUCAGGCUGCGCGUUCUGUACGAAAUCGCUCUGGGUGUUAACUUUCUCCAUAACAUGACUCCACCGCUGCUUCAUCAUGACCUGAAAACGCAGAACAUCCUUCUGGACGGCGAGUACCACGUGAAGAUCGCCGACUUUGGUUUGUCGAAAUGGCGCCAGCUCUCGAUCAGCAAAGGUUCUGGAUCGAAGCCAGCCGAGAUGGGCGGCACCGUCAUCUACAUGCCUCCUGAAGAAUACGAACCCAACAAGGCUCGGAGAGCGGACGUCAAACAGGACAUGUACAGUUAUGCCAUCAUCAUGUGGGAAGUGCUGUCUCGACGGAUACCUUAUGAAGACGCUACGAACCCCAUGCAGAUCAUGUUCAGCGUCCUGCGCGGCUCUCGGCCGGACACCGGACUGGACAGCCUGCCGGCUGACAUCCCCGGCAGGGAGACGCUCAUCAACCUCAUGACUUGCGGCUGGACCGCCAAUCCCGACGAGCGUCCUUCUUUCCUCAACUGUCUUAUCGAGCUGGAGCCCAUGCUACGGAAGUUUGAUGAAAUUGAUGUACUGGAAGCGGUGCUGGAGGUCAAAAGGUCUAAAUUCAUGAGACCAUUGAGCAGCUCCUCAACAACAACGUGCAAUGUGAAAGCAACAGAGAAGAGUCUCAAGGAGCAAAACACUCCCUGGCCCGAUACCAGCUCUACAUCAGGUUCAGGGUCUUGCUCCUCCCAGGACACGGAUAUUUCCCAACCAGGCUACCUUACCAUCUCCAAUCCGUCUCAUGCUGGACCGCUGUCAUCUAUCGUGUCCAUUCCACCGGACGCCCCCAAACCUUUGAUGGAUCAGGGCUGUCAGAACAACCUCAAUCCGAGUUAUCAGACGGCUCAGCUCGUCUCGGAAUACAGCGCCCCCCUCAGACCACACCCGCCUCAAAGUGAGAGCAACCUGCCUUUAAAUAUUCAUCCCCUGACCCUACAGGCACAUCCACAAGACUUCCCGAUGCUGCAAGAAAGCCAGGGCCCGGCAGCCCGAUGGAUCAGCUCUCGACGGGAGGAGGUUGUGCGCCAGAUGACCGAGGCAUGUCUAAACCAGAGCCUGGAUGCGCUCCUGGCGCGCGACUUGCUCAUGCGCGAGGACUACGAGCUGGUGGCCAACCAGCAGACACGUACCGCCAAAGUGCGAAAGCUUCUAGACACGUGCGAGCGCCACAGUGAGGAGUUUUGCCGCGUGGUUGUGCGCAAGCUCCAGGACAACAAGCAGAUGGGCCUGCAGCCGUAUCCUGACCUUAUAUCUCCGACGCCCCCGCCGCCCUACAGCACCUCCAGCACUCCGCCGCUUCCCGCCUCCAGCAGUAACAUCCGCAACAUCUGAGCUUUUCAGCUUCCCUCGGAAUGGUCCACUUUUGGAAAAGACAGCUGAGGGAUUUUUUUUGUCACCAGGGGGUGAAAAAUGUUGUGCCAGUCCCAUGGCAUUGGUGUUGUCCUUGCCCUGGAGGGUCACCCAGCAACACCAACAUCUUGUAUCUUCUCAUUUUUGGCUGGUCGUUUGCAUAGUAUUUCAGAACGUUGCGAAGGACAAAGGAAUGUUCGUUCUGUGAAAGGGAAUCAGGAUCCGCCAGCAUUGUUUUACACUCUCUCACACACAAAACAACAACCCGUCUUCCUUUUUAGCUUUCGUUUUAUUUUUAUGAUAUGCAUCAGUAUGAAAGUUGAAAGUUCCAUGGAGUUUACAUACCAGUCCUAACUGGCUCUUACGUUAGUGUUGCACUCUACGCUCACUAGGACGCGGCGGAAAAUUGACGUAGGUGUGUUUUUUUUGCAGAUAAACGAUUUUGAAGUUAAAUGUUUGUACAAAUCUGUGUGCCAAAAACCAUAUCGUGUGCUUAUAGAUAUUUAGUGCUGGAUAUAACUGACAACUGGUUUCUGCUUAACACCGCAGUCAACAACUGACUCUACACAUACUUUUACGUACUACAAAUACAUCCUUGUGCACCUGAAUCCCUUUGAUUGCUCCCCUGAAAUAGUAUUCUGUUCUUCCCAAGGGUGCAGUAUUUUGGGUGGAUCCCAGAAUGCACAGUUUGUAUUAAGGUAGUUCGCAAUCACCAUGUAUUGCUCACAGUGUACAGUUCAAUCAUGACUUAUAGUAUAAAAGUAUGUAAAAAUAUCAUAUUCUGUACUUAAUGAAAUAUUGAUCUACUGCAGGAAAGUAAUGCUAAUCUCAGUUAUUUUAGGCCAGGGAUGGAAAAAUCAUGACAUAUUCACUAGCCACGAAGCAAGUCAACGCUCCAAUGUGCUGCUCCUCUGUUAUGCCCGGUGUUAUGCUUGUUCAAAUUAAAGUACAACUUAAUGUGGAACCAGACAUCCAGGAGACGUCCUGAUCAGGUCCAGCUCCACCCACUCAUUUAACGUAACACUUUAACUGAAGCUGAUUAUGUACUUUAAUACAGAUUUAGGACGGUACUUGAAUCUUUGAAAGGAAAACGACGAAAGGUGUUCAAGUCAAAGUGGGACUUUUAAUUGUGUAGAAAAGCAGAACACAAUUCCAAGAGUUAAAUCUCACUUUAUUUCUCUAUAUAAUCCCCUGCUACACUAAUACACUUAUCCCAGCGUUUUAUUGUGAUUUCGUGUCCAGUUCCCACAGAUAGAUGCGUCUCUUGUGCAAGUUGCACCCACUUGAUGUUCCUGGGCACGACUGCGCUGGGUUACAAGCCACCUCAGCCGGAAAAAUCACUCACAGAUGUACUGUUACUGGGUUUUACGCCUUCAUUCACCAGAAAAUUCAUCACAAGUCCCGGUUUAACUUGAACACCCAGCGUUAAUCAUUUAAUUCCUUGUAAUAUAAGGUCUCUAUAUUCGACAUUAAACAAGGGCCCCUUUCUGAUGGCGAGUUUACGUUAACGUCCUUGUGUCGUUUUUGUCUUGCUCAUCUCUUGAUGUUUGUUUGUUUGUUGUUGUUGUUGUUUUGCUUCUGUUUUUUUAUUUAAAUUUGCUGCUGUAAUUUUUUUCCUUUUUUUUCCUGUUUAACUGUUAAGGCGUUUUACUCUUACCAUGUCGCACCGUUAGCAACAGGAUAUUGAUGGAUAAAUGAAAGUUAGACCAACGCUGAUUGUUUAUUGUAAUUAACAGGCUUCUGUUAAUAGAUAUGAUAGCUUUCAUAUUUGCGUAUGGUGGUGGUUUGUAGUGUAGGUUUGCAAAACCUCCAGCAAAACAGGUUAAAACCUAUAACUAAAGAUAAUGUUAUCUAAAGUCUAGACAAAUAUCCCAAAUACAAGAAAAUAACAUUUAAAUAAAAUGAUUCCUAUAAUUAUUUAAAUGUUUAUUUAAAGCUUUUUUUACGUUAAUAUAAUCCAUAAAAUAUAGUUCGUAAAUAAAAAAUAUUUUUAUAUUAAAAAAAGAUUCCAUGAUAUCUCUAUCAGAAAAACCUACUGUGACAUCAUUUACCACAAUUUCUCGAUAUCUCCUUGUAUCAUAUCGUCUUUACACUGAUUGAGAUGAGAUUAGUAAGUUGUUCAUCCCAGGCUCGUGAUUGGUCCACACUGUGAAGUCAAAAGGAUCGCUAGCGUAUUUCUCAGAAUUUCGCUGCCCAUAUCAUUAAUCAUAAGACUGAACCCUGCUUCACACAGGGAAUAUUUAGUUGAUGCUACUGGAUUGCGAGCAUUAAUUUUCAGAUCGCGAGCAUUGAUUUUCCAUUUCCUACGACACUGUAGAACGUGUUUGUGUUAACAGCAGCAUGUUUUUUUUUUUUUUCUUUUUGUCCCCUAUGAACUUAAGUGGCACCGUUUCCUUCAUGAUUUUUUUUUUUUUUUUUUUUUUAUAUAUUCUUUUUUACUAUUUCUAGGUGGUUACUAGUGACAUUUUUUUUCUUUCUGCACUGUAGUGUUUUUUUUUGCACUAUAGAUGAUGGGCUUGUUGAGGCGCUUAGCUUUUAUUGUUGGUUGCUAGGAUACACGUUAAGAAAGUGUUUGAAAAGUUUGCAAUCCCGUCUGCUUUGACUCAUAGGUAUUAAGCAUUUAAAGAAGAGACUAAGCAUUAGGUUAUUUGCAUGUUAUUAAGCACUGCAUCAUGAGUUGUACUCGUGUAUUAGGUUCACGUAAAUAUUCGCGGAGUAUUGUGCUAAUUCCCAGGCGCCGAUCGUGAACGCAGAUCAUGACGUCUUGUUGCAAUAUUGUAUCCUGUCCAUAGGGAGGAGAAAGAAGAAAAAAGAAAACAAACUGUGCCAAACUGAACAUUGCCUUAUUGAUCUAGACGCUAGGCCUAAAUGAAGAGGAUUAUUUUUGUCAUUACCAGCGUUGUUGUUUUUUUUUUUUUUUUUUUUUUUGGUCAUAUCUAAAAAAAAAAAAAAAAGUGCCAUCUCUUGCCUUUUGCCUACUUUCUGUAAAUGAGCAACCGUGUGCACAUUACUACCAACAAUGCAUAGCCGAUGUAGCAGUGUAAAGGUGUCAGGAAUGCGAUCAAUGUACGUGCUCUAGUAUGAACGUAAUGAGAAUCUUCCAGAGAAGUGCUGUGUUAUUAAAAUGUGUAGCUCUCCA